Molecule: messenger RNA, 393 nt
Organism: Trichoderma gamsii
Lineage: Eukaryota; Fungi; Ascomycota; Sordariomycetes; Hypocreales; Hypocreaceae
Product: carboxypeptidase cpdS
Exons: 3
Coding region: 1-393 (130 amino acids)
Biological process (GO): proteolysis
Molecular function (GO): serine-type carboxypeptidase activity
Source: RefSeq, a predicted model, not a curated record
AUGUAUCAACAAAUGCAGUUAAUCACUUUCUUAUUACCUUUCCUACUGCUAGGCUGCACAGAAGCAUCACGAUUUUCAACGUCAAACACGGCCAAAUUUGUAGUUAAUGGCUCAUUCAUCCCAGACGUCUCAUUCGAAGCCGGAGAGUCCUAUGCAGGCAUUCUACCUCUAGGAAAUGACACUAAUAGUAACUUAUUUUUCUGGUUUUGGCCCAAUACGGACCAUACGCCGCGAGAGGAAAUUGUGAUCUGGCUAAAUGGUGGACUAGGAUGCUCGUCUCUAGGUGGCCUGUUAAAGGAGCAUGGAGCAAUCCUCUGGCCGAGCGGACUUCCUGCUCUAGUCCGCAACCCAUGGAGCUGGCAUCACAUCAGCAAUAUUGUUUACAUUGACUAG